This is a messenger RNA of Frieseomelitta varia, 1636 nucleotides long. RefSeq lists its product as uncharacterized. The coding region runs from base 440 to 1225 and encodes 261 amino acids. The record is from RefSeq and is a predicted model, not a curated record. Lineage: Eukaryota; Metazoa; Arthropoda; Insecta; Hymenoptera; Apidae. The transcript is spliced from 4 exons.
CCUCGCAGCCGCAAAUCGGCUGUAUAUAUUUUCAGUCGUUGGUACGUCUGAUUUUAAAUUAACGACAAAAAUUCUAGCUGUAGUUUAGUCGUGUAUUGACGUGCGUUAUUCGAAAGUGAAUUGUAAUCUCGGAUAUUGAAUUUUUCUCGGAAUGCUUGUGACUGAAAUUUUUGAUUGAACGAAAUCGGAAUGUACGUUUCUUUCGAAGUAUUUUAAGCAUUUUUCUGACAAAUAAUGAACAACGGAAUUAUUUUGAUGCGACGCAUCGAUCUGAAAUGCACGGACAAUGGAACUUGAACUGAAGACGUUCAUAAGCCUUUGUUGCGAAGACAUUUACAAAUAAAAUAAAGUACCGAGGGAAACGCAAGUUCAUGCAAUUGCUCGCCAUUCGAGAGAUUUCGUAAAUAACAAUGGAUAUCUAGAACUGUUUGAACGGAGCAUGCAUUUCUGGAUUAACAAACCGGCAGGCAGGUAUUACGGUUUCACUGGCCGCCAAUACCCUGCCACACCUAGGCCAAAAAGUCGUAUAAGUCAUUGUAGAUACAUUGGAGAGCCAAGACAGAUGAUCACUCCGCUUCAUCGAUUUCAAAACCUAAAUACUAUGGGAAAUACAGCUGGUCCUAGUAAUAUAAAUAGUUGCAGAAUGAUAAGAACAACGAUAAGAACAAACAAUGAAACUCAAAGCAAUUUUCCAGUUGGCUCUACUCAACACCCCCAACUAAACAACAUCUCCAAUAAUGUAACAACUGCUGGGAAUAAUCAGUUGAUAUUGUCUAAUGCUAUAUCAAACGGAACGAACAGAAGUCUUUUGGAUUUUUCGGAAUUUAACGACGCAGAACUCGCAAGUUACAGACUACGAUGCGGCGUUUGGAUAACAUUUGUACUUGCAACAGGAUUUGUUGCUGCUGCAAAAUUUUACUUUAGUGAUAGAGGCCAAGGUAUAGAAAUAUUCGUAUUUUGGGGUCUGUUAACAUUAUCAUUAUUUGCGUGUUUAUAUUCUAUUUUAUAUUGUCGGAAUCAACGCAAUAAUCAUCAAGAACAUCAAAUUCAAGAGGAGCACAUUGCAUCUGUAGCUGCUACAACCCCAAUGCCCAAUGAAAAUAUUAGACCUAUUUCUGUAGUAAGACAGAAUCCACCACCACCCUAUCAUAUUGCUAUUUUGAUUCCAUCAAACAACCCAUCAGAGGAAGCUCCACCUCCAUCUUAUGACAAAAUUAUGCGUUAAAUUAAUAUUAGUAACCUACUAUAAGCUGUAUAAAAUUCUAUAACUAUUUUUUCAUAUACUACAUUUUCUAAACAUAAAACAUUGAUACACAAUGCACACUAUUCAAAAGUGCAUCACUAACUAAAAAUAAUUCAUUACCGAGCUUUUGAUUUGUGCAAACAAAAAAAUGAGAGAAAGUCCAUGGAAGUAUUAGUAACUUUUCUAGGCUAGGAAAAUUUUACAUCUGUGAUACAAAUAGUGAUGUAAUAAUCAAUGUCGCUCGAGAUAACAUUUGCAACUUAAAGAAAAGAAGAAUACUAUUGUGGGCAUUAUACACAAUAUCCGAGUCAAAAAGUACGCGCACUAACAAUAAUUGAUGUCCGAUACUUUAAUUAUGUUUAAUGCAAAUAUAUAUUUUCCUGUUUUAUAUUU